AUGAAAUCUCUGACGGCGGGUCAACGGCCAAUCAGAUCACGUUUCCCCUUAUCGCCGAAAACGUCGGCCCGCGGCGACGCCGCGCCACGAACGUCUCCGCGCUCCGCCACCCGGUUUUUCUUUGUCCGUUCGCAUUCGUUCUUCGCGUCUAAACGUCGCGACGAGAUUUCCGUCACCGGACGGUCUUUGGAUACAGUUCUCACAGUAAAACACACCGGCGUGUUGCACGGAUUCACGAAUUUUCGCCGCCAAGAAAAGGUCCGUGUACCUGGGCACGAUUCACGAUGGCGCCUCGAACGGAUCAAUGAAGCGAGCCCCGAUCCGGUCCGCUGGACGUCCUCGGCGGAACGAUGGUAA
Molecule: messenger RNA, 357 nt
Organism: Cinara cedri
Lineage: Eukaryota; Metazoa; Arthropoda; Insecta; Hemiptera; Aphididae
Source: the annotation of a GenBank genome assembly